CAAGUUUCAUGGAAGAAUCGACGACAACAAUUUAGGAUUGAUCGGUCGACACAGUGCCGGUCCGGAAUCGCCGGAGGGAGAAGCUAUGGUGACGAUUCUAUCAACUCCUCCUCUCUCUCCAAGACUUACAUUUCUCUGUGAAACAAAACUGUCAUUAUCUCGGAGCAGCAAACGCUCGGUAUGUUGUUCAUUGAGUGAAGAACAAAAAGACCAAAGCUUGAGUCGGAGAAGUCUUGUUUAUGUUUUGGUUGCUUCGCCGUGUUUGUUGUUUCCGGCGUUAUCUUCAUCUGCGAAGACUAAAUCAAAGAGCCCUUAUGAUGAGAGACGGUUACUAGAACAGAACAAGAGGAUACAGAGAGAGAACAAUGCUCCUGACGAAUUUCCUAACUUUGUUAGAGAAGGUUUUGAGGUUAAGGUAGUAGCUUCAGAGAAUUACAUCAAGGCUGAUUCUGGCCUCAUAUAUCGGGAUUUCGAUGUUGGUCAAGGUGAUUCCCCAAAAGAUGGUCAGCAGGUGACUUUUCACUACAUUGGCUACAAUGAGUCUGGAAGGCGAAUAGAUAGCACUUACAUACAAGGCUCUCCUGCUAGAAUCCGCAUGGGAACCAAUGCACUUGUUCCAGGAUUUGAAAUGGGAAUUCGUGACAUGAAGCCCGGUGGGCGAAGAAGGAUUAUUAUCCCUCCAGAAUUGGGACCUCCGGUGGGACCUUCGACCUUCUUCAGCUCAAAGCAAUUUGAAGUUUUCGAUGUGGAGUUGCUCAGUAUCCAGAAUUGUGAGAGGAGGACAAUAAUAGGUUUCUACUCAGACGUCACAUGCAGUUAACUUCUAAAUGAUGGUCACCACUAAGCUUCACUGAAUCUACUCGAAAUUCUAAAUCUGCACGGCAGAUGAGAACUGCAAAGAAACAAAAAGAACAAAUCUUCUUUGCUUAAGCAUUUAUCUUAUGGGUUUCAUGCAGAGGUGCACAAUUACAUAGAGAGAGAUAAAGAUCAUGUAAAGUC
Arabidopsis arenosa is the source of this 999-nucleotide messenger RNA. NCBI's taxonomy places the organism in Eukaryota, Viridiplantae, Streptophyta, Magnoliopsida, Brassicales, Brassicaceae. The record is from the annotation of a GenBank genome assembly.